GGGCCCAGCGGUGGCAACUCGCAACACAGUUGCAACUGUGGCAAAACAGCAGGACGCUCGAAGGGCGGCAACCCUCAUCACAGCCACAGUCAUCAUCAAGCGCAUUCCACCAUAAGCAGCAACAUACGAAAAGAACUAGCUUCGUACGAGAACCCGUACCAAUCUCAAGGUGCAAAUCAGGCGUGCGAAAUUAAGACCAAACGCAAUGCUAGCACAGAGAGUCUGGAUUUGUUCGACAAAUUCGCAAGCGAGGAGGAUUGUACCUGUGCCCUGUAUUCACCUAGCUUUCUGAAGGAAGGAAAAUGCUGCAGAAAGUGUCGUACCGGCGAUCGGAGAACAGCGGCGUAUAGGACGCGAGCAACGGGAACAAACGGUACGGGUCAGAAGAAGUACAAUUCCUCCAAGUUUAAGGAUGCGUCUACUAGCCCAAAGUCGAACAGUCCCUUGAAGGUUUCGGCUCAGGAAUGUCGCAGCCCAAAGAUAGAGUCCUCCACAGACACGAAAUUUGAUUUUAAUUGCUCACCGAAAACAUCCAGCCAUUACCGACGUCUAUCGUCGUUGAGCAUUAAUGGGGCGAGCAAAACUGUGGCCACAAGUCCUAUGAAGAACGCAUCCACAUCAGCGGCGGUUGUAGCCACAACCACUUCCCCUGGCCCACCAAGCCCAGGAAUUAGUCCGCAAAAACUAUCGCCGAUGAAAGGCACGCUCGAAAAGUCGAACUCAUUGGGAGAUAGUAAGCCGUCACGUUUAUUGCGUAACACGCGCAGCCUAUCGCCUCGUCCCCCAAUGCGCCAUCAACAUUCAAUCAUGGUUUCAGACGAAAACGACAUCAUCUCCGUGAAGCUUUCUCCCAAUCAGGAUUUCGAAGACGAAUCGUUAAAGUUAUCGAUGCCACCUGCCACUGCUGGUGGUGGUUGUGAGACACGUGUAAAAGACCAAUUUGAUGAAUCCUCAUCAAUUGUUGAGGUUGGCGUUGUCAAUAGCGAAGGUACUUUAAAACUGGGUGAUGACUUGAAGAGUGCACUCAGCAACCGCAGCACUAGCUGUUUAGUGUACGUUCCAUCGGACCCGUGGACAAGAAUGUCAACCAGAACCAUAGCUUCACCACCAUCCGUUAAGCAGCAGAAGUCAAAGACGCUGGACAACAGCUGUAAAGCGUAUGGCAAACCCUGCUUGGAGUCUAUGAAAAACUCCGAUCCCUGGGUCUGGCGCUCUAAUGUGCAUCUUUCCGAGGCGCCCACUAGCAAAGCUGGUAGGAAGCGACCAGUAUUACCGCACCAGGCAAAAUCGCUUACCAUGGGUACGGUCAGCCACGAUGACUCGAAUAUAGGCAGUAAACUACAUUCGGCAAAACUUUGUCAACAACAGUCACUUGGUCGGUUCGAAAAAACACUCACCAUUCCGGGGGUGGACGGCAGCUUCGACGCUCGCAAGAAGAUCACACGGCCGAAGUUGCAGCGCUCAAAAUCUCCCGCUUUCUAUGAAGACUUUUUCCAGCACUUUCAAAUUGGACAGGACACGAACAAAUGUCCAGUCAACGGGGGCCAUUCAUUAGUAAAGAACAAGUCGGUUUCCUCGUUAAAAAUGGAAAAGAACGCAUCAAACUCCAACCUAAACGGCCAUGGCAAUUCAGCCGGUAGUUCUCUGCAUCACAUGAAUCACAACAACAACAACAAUAGCAGCAGCAGUAAUAGCAAUAGUGUCAGCAGCUACAGUAGUUACAAUGAUAAUGGUUCACCAACAUCAAAAAGACAUCCGUCACCGAAAUUGACUAUUUUGGCAACGUCUACGCAGCAUCCCUCGCCUUCGAGACAAUUGUCGGCGGGCCAUCCAGAGUUUUCGAUGAAGACGUCGCUAAAUUUGCUGAAUCCGAACAUGCUUCAACCUCGCCACAGCUUUUCGACACCAUCGCAAAAAGAUGACGAGCUGCAACUUAACAUCCGCCGAUUGAGCGAGCAGAUGAAUAAGUACAGCCACUCCAGUGCAGCGCCGGCGUUUCUGAACGAAACGAUUGCCCAGCAAAAGGCCAAAACAGUGGGAGUUUGUGGCAGCAGCUUAACUUCCGGCCUCGGCAGUGCCAGCAACGUAGUAGUCGAACCAACGGUAGCUUCUACCCAACGCAAGACUGCGUCCCACUCUAAAAUCAAUGAGCCGAUCUUGGAAACACGCUGCUAAAAUCAUGAUAAUAACUUCUGGGAUUUGAUUUGUAGCUAGCAAACAAUCAAUCUGCAGUAUUUUGUUCCGCUUCAU
Molecule: messenger RNA, 2250 nt
Organism: Anopheles cruzii
Lineage: Eukaryota; Metazoa; Arthropoda; Insecta; Diptera; Culicidae
Product: probable serine/threonine-protein kinase DDB_G0278901
Exons: 1
Source: RefSeq, a predicted model, not a curated record